AUGUUCCGUCCCGGAUGCGGCCCCACGCCCCCAUGUUCCCAAGCCCGCUUGUAUGUGUCGACUCCCGGCAGCCUGACUCUCACUGACCCACCGCAGCCCGAGAGCCCUACCUCGCCCGCCGAUACUCCGGGCAGACUCCCGCUGCCGUCCGCCCACCGCCACCACGGCCGACAGGGAUUCCGCCUGGACGUCAAGGACGCCCUAACCCCGGACCCGACCAACGAGGAUCUGUUCGUCGUCCAGGACAACAAGUUCGCCUUCUCGCCUGGUCAGCUGUCCAAGCUGCUCAACCCGAAGAGCCUCGACGCCUUCUACGCUCUCGGCGGCUUGGCUGGACUGGAGAAGGGCCUGCGCACCAGCCGCAAUGCCGGCCUCAGCAACGACGAGACCACCCUUGACGGCGCCGUGGCUUUCGAGGACGUCGUCCCGCGGGGCACCCCCAAGUACGGCGCCCAUGGCGACACCGAGCCCCUGCUCAAGUCCGCCCGCCCCGCGACCCCUACGCCGGCUGCGCACCCCGCUGCAGGCCCGUUCGCUGACCGCCGGCGCGUCUUCGGCGCCAACCGGCUGCCCGAGAAGAAGAGCAAGUCAUUGCUGGAACUGGCCUGGAUUGCGUACAACGACAAGGUGCUGAUCCUGCUGACCGUUGCCGCCGUCGUGUCGCUCGCCCUCGGCUUGUACCAGACCUUUGGGGUACCGCAACCCGACGGCGAGCCGCGGGUCGAGUGGGUCGAAGGCGUCGCCAUCAUCAUCGCCAUCGUCAUCGUCGUGGCCAUCGGCACGCUCAACGACUACCAGAUGCAGCGCCAGUUCAACACCCUGAACAAGAAGGCCGGCGACCGCACCGUCAAGGUCGUCCGCUCCGGCAGGUCGGCCGAGAUCUCCGUCUUCGACGUCAUGGUCGGCGACGUCAUGCACCUCUUCACCGGCGAUGUCGUGCCGGCCGACGGCGUCUUCAUCUCGGGCCACGGCGUCAAGUGCGACGAGUCUUCGGCCACCGGCGAGUCGGACCUGCUAAAGAAGGUCGCCGCUGACGACGUGUUUGCCGUGCUGCAGCAGGUGGCCAGCGGAGCAACUCCGCCCGCCGACAUUGAGAAGCUCGAUCCGUUCAUCAUCUCGGGCAGCAAGGUACACGAGGGCACCGGCAUCUUCCUGGUCACUGCCGUGGGCGUCAACUCCAGCUAUGGCCGCAUCAUGAUGUCCAUGACCGACGAACAAGACGACACGCCGCUGCAGAAGAAACUGAACGUCCUGGCCGACUGGAUCGCCAAGUUUGGCGGCGGUGCCGGGCUCCUGCUCUUUCUCGUGCUCUUCAUCAAGUUCCUGGCGCAGCUGCCGAACAACCAUGACUCGCCCGGCCAAAAGGGGCAGGCCUUCCUGCGCCUGUUCAUCACCUCCGUCACCGUGAUCGUGGUGGCCGUACCCGAAGGCUUGCCCCUGGCAGUGACGCUGGCACUUGCCUUUGCGACCACGCGGAUGCUGAAGGAUAACAACCUGGUGCGGCAGCUGAUGGCCUGCGAGACCAUGGGCAAUGCCACCACCGUCUGCUCCGACAAGACCGGAACCCUGACUCAGAACAAGAUGACCGUGGUGGCUGCCACGCUGGGGAAGAGCCUGAGCUUCGGCGGAACCGAUGCGCCUGUGGACGAGUAUGCGGCUGGCGGGCCCCCUCCAGCCAUCAACAUCCCCAACGUGUCUCUCGGCGAUUUCGUCAGGGGCCUCUCUAUGACGACCAAACAGCUUGUCGUCCAGGCCAAUGCUGUCAACUCAACUGCGUUCGAGGGUGUCGUCGAUGGCGAGAAGACCUUCGUCGGAUCCAAGACCGAGGUCGCCCUGCUCACAUUUUGCAGUCAACACCUCGGCGCCAGACCGAUCCAGGAAGAGCGAGCCAACGCGGACGUCGUCCAGGUCGUGCCGUUUGACUCGAAAGUCAAGUUCUCAGCCACCGUCGUAAAGCUACCGAACGGAAAGUUCCGCGCCUACGUCAAGGGCGCCUCCGAGAUCCUGCUCUCCAGGUGCACCAAGGUCAUCGCCCACCCUGGCAAUGAUAGGCUGACGAUAACCGACAUGACCGAAAACGACCGCGCCAUGUUUUCGCACACCAUCACCUCCUACGCCGGCCAGACUCUCCGCACCAUCGGCUCCUCGUUCCGCGACUUCGAGUCGUGGCCGCCGGCGGAGCUGGCCGGCCAGCAGGAGCUGACGGCCGCCGAGUUCGACAAGAUCCACCGCGACAUGACGCUCCUCGCCAUCUUCGGCAUCAAAGACCCGCUGCGGCCGUCCGUCAAGGACGCCAUCAAGGACUGCCGCCGCGCCGGCGUCACCGUGCGCAUGGUCACGGGCGACAACAUCCUGACCGGCCGGGCGAUCGCGCGGGAGUGCGGCAUCUACGACCCGGCCAGCGGCGGCAUCGCCAUGGAGGGCCCCGAGUUCCGCCGCAAGAGCGAGCAGGAGCUGAAGGCGCUCGUCCCGAGGCUGCAGGUGCUGGCCCGGUCGAGUCCGGAGGACAAGCGGAUCCUGGUGCGGACGCUCAAGGAGCUGGGCGAGACGGUCGCCGUGACGGGCGACGGCACCAACGACGCGCCGGCGCUGAAGAUGGCGGAUAUCGGGUUCGCCAUGGGCAUUGCGGGCACUGAGGUUGCGAAGGAGGCCGCCUCCAUCAUCCUGAUGGAUGACAACUUUGCGUCCAUCGUCAAGGGCAUCGCCUGGGGCAGGGCGGUGAACGACUCGGUCAAGAAAUUCCUGCAGUUCCAACUGACCGUCAACCUCACCGCCGUCGUCCUGACCUUUGUGUCUGCCGUUGCCAGCGACGAGGAGCAAUCUGUUCUCAAUGCCGUGCAACUCCUCUGGGUGAACCUGAUCAUGGACACGUUCGCCGCGCUCGCGCUGGCCACGGACCCGCCCGCGCCCUCGGUCCUCGACCGCCAGCCCGACAAGAAGACGGCGUCCCUCAUCACCACCCGCAUGGGCAAGAUGAUCGUCGGCCAGGCUCUCUGCCAGCUGGCCAUCACGCUCCUGCUCAACUUCGCCGGCGCCCGGCUCCUCGGCUAUGACACGUCCGACGCCGCGCAGGCAACCCACCUUCGCACCCUCGUCUUCAACACGUUCGUCUGGCUGCAGAUCUUCAACGAAGUGAACAACCGCCGUCUAGACAACAACCUCAACAUCCUCGAGGGCGCGACCCGCAACCCCUUCUUCCUGGCCAUCACGCUGACCAUCGUGGGCGGCCAAAUCCUCAUCAUCUUCCUCGGCGGCGCCGCCUUCCAGAUCACCCCGCUGUCCGCCCGCGAGUGGGGCCUCUCCGUCGGCCUCGGCGCCCUCUCCCUGCCCUGGGGCGCGCUGAUCCGCCUGUUCCCCGACGCCUGGGCCGACGCCGCGGUCCGCGGCCUGGCGGCGCUCUGGCCGUUUGGGCGUCCCGCCGCCGGGGACGGGUCGUUUGCUGCGCCGGCCGAUGAUGCGCCGCCCCCGCCUCCGCCGCUGCGCACGCUGACGGGCCUGCGCGGCAAGCGCGCUGCCACGCAUAUUCGGCGCGGGUUUCGCGAGUAUAUUCAUGAUCAGAAGGAGCGGGUCAUGGUGAAGGCGUUUGGGGGAAGCAGGACGGAUGUGUCGGCCUGA
This is a messenger RNA of Thermothielavioides terrestris NRRL 8126, 3615 nucleotides long. RefSeq lists its product as uncharacterized. Gene Ontology annotation, biological process: calcium ion transmembrane transport; intracellular calcium ion homeostasis. Gene Ontology annotation, molecular function: P-type calcium transporter activity; ATP binding; ATP hydrolysis activity. The record is from RefSeq and is a predicted model, not a curated record. Gene Ontology annotation, cellular component: membrane; intracellular membrane-bounded organelle. Lineage: Eukaryota; Fungi; Ascomycota; Sordariomycetes; Sordariales; Chaetomiaceae. The coding region runs from base 1 to 3615 and encodes 1204 amino acids. The transcript is spliced from 5 exons.